AUGGCGCUUCGUGGUGAUCCCGAGCUCGACGAGAGCGCGACUCGUCUGCUGACGCCUGAAGAAGCCGCCGCCGCCGCCGCCACCACCACAGCAGCAGUAGCAGAAGAUGGAUCUGCAACUACGACGCCGUUUCGACCACGUAUACGUGCGGCGCGGUGGCAGGUCCGCUCGCCGCGCCACAUCAUCCUGCUCGUCUCCUUUGCCAAGUUUUGCAUCGUCUGUAGCGGCCUAAUGCUGAUGGUGCCCAUGUUUCGACUCAUCGAGGAUGCCAUCUGCCACGGCGUCCUCGACGAUGCGUCGCCAGGGCUGCUCGAUGAGAUGACGUGCAAGGACGACGACGUGCAAGCGCGCCUGGCCACGUUUAUGGGCUGGUCUGGCCUCGUGAAUUCCAUAGUUACCCUCAUCACCGCGUUCCCAUUCGGCGCCAUGUCGGAUCGCUUUGGGCGCAAGCCUACCGCCCUGCUCGCCUACCUCGGCCUUUCUGCCUCCUUCUUCGUCACGCCCGUGAUGCUCGGCCCGCCGCUGCGGCAGAGCGUCCGCGCCAACCCGUAUUUGCUCCUCUGGGGCAGCCUGUUCCAGGUCGCCGGCGGCGGCAUCCCGGUGCUGCUACAGACGCUGUACGCCAUUGCCGCCGACGUGAGCUCCGAAGAGGAAAAAUCAACCAAUUUUCUCUACGUCAGUCUCGGCUCCGCAACGGGGGGGCUCCUCGGCCCGCUCCUCGCCGGCGUGCUCAUGACAAAGUUUGGCCCGUGGGUGCCCAUCUGGAUCGUCAUUGGCAUCUCCCCCAGCCUCAUCCUGCUCCUUCUCAUUGUCCCCGAAACUCUUGCCGUCAAGACCAAAUCAUCCCCCUCUUCCUCUUCCUCCUCCUCCUUGCACACGCACCUCGCGCGCGGCCUCGCCGACCUCCGCGCCUCGCUCUCCAUGCUGCGCAACCCCAACGUCCCCCUCAUCCUCGUCACCUUUCUCUUCCAAAACGCGCGCAUGACCGCCUACGCCUCCACCCUCGUCCAGUACGUCUCCAAAAACUACGGCUGGACCCUCGGCCAGACCUCGAUCCUCCUCUCUCCGCUCGGCGUCCUCGCCCUCGUCGUCCUCGGUACCCUGCCGCACCUCGCUGCCCGCCUCACCGCCGGCAGCUACUACACCGUCUUCGCCAAGGACCUGCUCCUGACGCGCGGCUCGACUGCCUGCCUUGUCCUCGGCGCCGCCAUUCAGGCCUUUAGCCCCAACAUUGCGGUUUUCGUUUUUGGUCUCGUUGUCGGCACCCUCGGUGCGGCUGACACCCCGCUCGCCAGGGCGACCGUCUCGCACUACGUUCAUGCCAGCUUCACCUCCCGCCUGUACGCCCUCAUCGGCGCCGCCGAGGUGCUGGGAUCCUUUGUGGGCGCGCCGGUGCUGGCGUGGCUGUUUAAUGUCGGGCUCGAGAAGAAGGGGCUGUACACGGGGCUGCCGUACUUUUACAUUGCGAUCCUGUCAUCCAUCUCGCUGUUGGCGCUCAUGUUUGUAAGGCCGCCGCCGCGAAAGGCAGCAGAGGGCGACGUGACACCUGAAAGCGAGGGGUCGCCUGGCGAGGGCGCCAUACGACUUUAA
Molecule: messenger RNA, 1590 nt
Organism: Beauveria bassiana ARSEF 2860
Lineage: Eukaryota; Fungi; Ascomycota; Sordariomycetes; Hypocreales; Cordycipitaceae
Product: major facilitator superfamily transporter
Exons: 3
Coding region: 1-1590 (529 amino acids)
Biological process (GO): transmembrane transport
Cellular component (GO): membrane
Molecular function (GO): transmembrane transporter activity
Source: RefSeq, a predicted model, not a curated record